AUGUUCGGCGGCUCUUGUCUACCUUUGGAAAUCACAUUUUCGAUCAAAAUCAGAUAUCCUACACAGACGAACCCUGCAAAAGAUGUCGCAAACAUUCGAUUAUGGGAAGAGAAUUUUCCCUCUGGGCAUCUUGACACAAUACUCGGCGAAUCGAGUGACUUGAAGAUCAACGCGGUCGAGAACCUGACGGGGAUCGGCAACAUCCUUCUCUCCUACUUCGAGAAUUACCAGGGACCAAUGAACAGGGAACAGAACGAGUCUAAGUCGAGAAAGAUAUUUAAAGAUGAGCUUGAAAUGCAGUUGGAAAAAGAAAGAAUAAUGCUUGGUGCUGAAGAAAGAUCUGACUCGUCUUCGGAUGACGAGACUUCUGACGAUUCAUCUUCAACCGCUGAGCGUCAGAAGAACCGCCUUGGGCGCCUUCACAGUUAUGUGAGCUGUCUGGUAGAUCUCGCGCCGCUGAUUGAAAAAACCUUAUCCCGUUCAAAGCACAAGGUCGAACCGCAGCCUGUCUCGCUCGAAAAUAUGUUUCAAUUAUCCCACGAGGCUCAGCCAUAUGCCAUGCGUAUCCGCGAUAGAUUCACAAGUGCACCGGUCCAUCUUGUAGAGAGGUUAGCAGAGGCGAAUUGGGAAAGGUCCGUCCGCAUUCGAGCGCAAAGACAAGAGGAGGAAGGACUGUUCGUAGUAGGAGAUGCUCAGACAGUCUUCAAGCCCUAUUCACUCUUCCACGAUUCUGGCCUUGGAAGUUCCAUUCCUACGGUUUCACAGUACGCUGCCUCGGUUGCUUCUCAUGCUUCGUUCCUCUCAAUUGCUGGGGAAGAGGCUCAAGGCCGACCUCGAGUUCCCCCUCUUCUACAGGACUAUGGGGUUCCAUUUGCAUGCGACUACUGUGGAAGGACUGUUUCUAUGCUCAAUCGAAUUCAGUGGAAGAUGCAUGUUUUUGCUGAUUUGGAGUCGUAUAUUUGCACACACGAACAAUGUCAAGACGCUCUGAAGACAUUUUCCACCCGUAAGCUAUGGGCGGAACAUGAAUUCAAUGAACACUUCACUGUUCUCCGUUGGCGCUGCUUUACCUGCGGGGCAAUCAUUAGCACGCCGCAAUCAUUUAACAAGCAUAUGAUCGAGUGCCAUGAUAUUGUCUUGACCGCACAUCGUUUGACUGCCGCUGUUACAGAGGCUCAAGAGGCAGAGUUGACGCCCGAAUUCAAGAAACAUCAGUGUGCAUUGUGCUCACAGAGUGGUUGGCAAUCAAGAAAGGCAUACGCAACUCACGUCGGGAAACACCUAGAGGAAAUCUCACUGGCAUGUCUUCCGAGAGAUGAAGGUGGUAGCAGUGAUGAUGACUUAGAUACCGAUACAUCCAGUGCUGAAACCGUGGUUCUUGGGGAUCACCACAAAAUAUCGUUAUCAGUGUCAUAUCAAAAUCUGACUGCCGUGGCUGGCGAAGAGGUGGAGGAGACGGAAUCGCUACAAGCACUCAGUCCAUCGUCGACUGACCCAGUUAUCUCGAAGCAAUCACCACUUAAGCCACGCUACAAUGUGCAUCGUUACCGAAGGAUUGCGCCCAAACAAAACGUCGGUGGUUCUCCCAUGUCUUCUCCAAUAGCAUUGCCAGAAUCACCCUAUAUCGGAGAUCCGUCAGCUACAGACGACUGGGAAUCGAUGCCAGUUUUGUUACGUGGUAGUCGAAGCACAAAUGGAGAACCACAAGGCUAG
This is a messenger RNA of Penicillium daleae, 1713 nucleotides long. RefSeq lists its product as uncharacterized. NCBI's taxonomy places the organism in Eukaryota, Fungi, Ascomycota, Eurotiomycetes, Eurotiales, Aspergillaceae. The coding region runs from base 1 to 1713 and encodes 570 amino acids. The record is from RefSeq and is a predicted model, not a curated record. The transcript has 3 exons.